Molecule: messenger RNA, 1305 nt
Organism: Tremella mesenterica DSM 1558
Lineage: Eukaryota; Fungi; Basidiomycota; Tremellomycetes; Tremellales; Tremellaceae
Exons: 10
Cellular component (GO): endoplasmic reticulum membrane
Molecular function (GO): protein-cysteine S-palmitoyltransferase activity
Source: RefSeq, a predicted model, not a curated record
GUGGUAGGGACUUGCACACUCAUCUCCUUCAUCUCAUUUUCUUCUCAAAUAUUCGUCAUUUGGCCAUGGUACGGCUCGACCAUCUCUCUAGAUCUUCUAAAACUUCUCAUCCCUUUCAACUUCUUUGUCUUCAUGGUUUUCUGGAACUACCGACUCUGUGUGAUCACUUCCCCGGGAGGUGUGCCUCCAGGAUGGCGACCGAACAUUGGACAAAUGGACGGGAUGGAGGUGAAAAGGGGUUCACAUGCUCCCAGAUAUUGCAAAACAUGCGAGCAUUACAAACCUCCCCGAGCUCAUCAUUGCCGGCAAUGUAGAACAUGUGUAGUGAAUCAUUGUCCUUGGAUCGCUAACUGCGUCGGUUUCCACAAUCAAGGUCAUUUCAUCCGGUUUCUCAUCUGGGUCGACAUAGCGACAUCAUAUCAUCUCGCCAUGAUCGUUUUCAGGGUUAUGGACCUCGUUCGUUCGUAUUAUGAAGAACCAAGUGUAAAAGACAUGUUGUUCAUGAUUUUCAACUUCGCCGCUUGUGUACCGGUAUGGCUUUGUGUCGGCAUGUUCUCAUUGUAUCAUUUGUAUCUGGCAGCGGGUAAUUCGACGACUAUAGAAGGGUGGGAGAAAGAUAAGGUUGCUACUUUGGUGAGGAGGGGUAAAAUAAGAGAGAUCAAGUAUCCAUAUAACCUAGGUUUUAUGCGCAACCUCGAAAGCGUCCUUGGUCCCAACCCUCUUUUGUGGAUAUGGCCCCAGAAAAUGCAAGGAGACGGUCUUUCUUUCCCCGUCAAUCCGGCUGCAGGCGGUCCCGACGCCCAAUACGUUUGGCCACCUCAAGAUCCUACUCGAUAUCGUGAUCCCAACCCACGAAUGAUGGAAGGAUCGCCGUUUGUCUAUGGGGAAGAAACGUUGAACCCGGCAUUACGCUAUAAUCAACCUGAUAAUUUCCACCGCACUCAUCAUGAUGGUUCCAACCUUCAUCUUCAUGGUACGCACGACCAACCAGUGAACGGUGACGAAUCAUAUCAAUACGACCCUCAAGACGUUGAUAACCAUUCGAGCCAAAGUCAAUCUUCCAGCCCUGAACCUUAUCUGUCCGAUUAUGACGAACAUAACGAAGGUCCGCUCGUGCCUGGAGAAAGAGAGACGAGUAGGAUAAGAAGAGGUAGUGAAGGAUGGGAGGUGAGACCGAUGGGUGUUUGGCAAGGUGAGGUGGGAAGGAUGAAAAUGCCUUGGUUGGAAGAAGGAAGAUAUAAUGUUUAUGUACCUAAUGAUGAGGAAUGGGGUGAUGGGGAAGAAUCUCGUCUACCAUCUGUUUGA